Molecule: messenger RNA, 3409 nt
Organism: Engraulis encrasicolus (European anchovy)
Lineage: Eukaryota; Metazoa; Chordata; Actinopteri; Clupeiformes; Engraulidae
Gene: cog7
Product: component of oligomeric golgi complex 7
Exons: 18
Coding region: 223-2526 (767 amino acids)
Biological process (GO): Golgi organization; retrograde vesicle-mediated transport, Golgi to endoplasmic reticulum; intracellular protein transport
Cellular component (GO): COG complex
Source: RefSeq, a predicted model, not a curated record
CUGACUGUAAACACAGGAAAUGUUUCAUCUCUCUGCGAUAUUCAUGUCAUAUACGUUAUUCACCCUGGAUUAACGCUGGAGGAGGCCGUUGCUUUACUUGAACUGUACUUAGUUAUUAUGAUUAUAUCCUUCUCCUGGGCAUUGUAUUUCUUGUUUGUUUCCAAGCCGGUGAUGGGGAAAAUUUACUAAGCCAACGCUUCCUGAUCUGUGCCAUUUGGCAAAAUGGAUUUCUCGAAGUUCCUGGCGGAUGACUUCGACGUCAAGGACUGGGUGAAUGGAGCCUUCAAAGUGGCCCAGAAGGAUGCCCCGGGGAAGGCAGACGCACACGCCGCCACACUGGUGAUGAAGUUACAACUCUUCAUCCAAGAAGUGAACAACUCUAUCGAAGAAAGUAGCAUCCAGGCGGUACAAAACAUGCCGCGUGUGUUGCGGGAUGUGGAGGCUCUGAAGCAGGAAGCUUCGUUUCUGAAGGAGCAGAUGGUCUUGGUGAAAGAAGACAUCCGCAAGUUCGAACAAGAUACUGUUCAGUCCAUGCAGGUUCUGGUGGAGAUUGACCAGGUGAAGUCUCGAAUUCAGCUAGCAGCGGAGGCAUUGCAGGAAGCCGACAAGUGGAGCACGCUCAGUGCCGACAUCGAAGAGACAUUCAAAACUCAGGAUGUUGCUCUGAUCUCUGACAAGCUGGCGGCGAUGCAGGGCAGCCUGGCAAUGCUGGUGGACACGCCAGACUACAGUGACAAGUGUGUGCAGCUGGAGGCCCUGAAGAACCGGCUGGAGGCCCUCGCCAGCCCACAGAUCGUCGCCACCUUCAACUCCUUAUCCAUUGACCAAGCCAAGCUGUUUGUAAAAGUCUUCAGUGAGAUGGACAGGAUGCCACAGCUUCUGGCCUACUACUACAAGUGCCAUAAGGUUCAGUUGCUGUCGAUGUGGGAGAAUAUUUGCCAGAGUGAAGGGUCUCUGAAACAGCAGCUGUCAGAGUUCUACGAUACACUGCUGUCUGCAUGGCACUCCCAGCUACAGUGGAGCAGCCAGGUGUUCCGGAACCCGUAUGAGGUGGUGACGGUGCUGAUGAUCCAGACCCUGAGCGCCAUGGCGCCCUCCAUCCCAGAGUGCAUUGCGGUGGAGCUGAAGAGUUGCCCUGGCGAGGGUCGCCUGGAUACGCUGCUGGAGCUCCACCAGACCGCCGCCAACUUCAGCCGCACCCUGGAGACAGCCAUGCAGCCACACCUGGCGGAGUGUAACCUGUUGAAGGUGGGUGAGUUGGUGUCGUGCGUCUACGCCCCGUAUGAGGAGUACCAGCUGCAGUACGGAGAGCUGGAGGAGACAAACCUUCUUAUACAGCUUAGUGCUGUACCACUGGAGCGAGGUGAGGUUCUGGACUGUGUUCUGGAGCUGACCCACUCGGUCCAGAAGGUGUACGGCCUGGCUGCCGCGGCCGCCGACCGCUGCGUGAAGUUCACCGACGGCCUGGGUGUGUGUGGACUCAUCCGGGCCCUGAGAGCACUCUUCAGCAAGUAUGUGUCUGAUUUCUCGGUGACGCUGCAGUCCAUCCGGAGUAAGUACAGGCUGGAGGACACCCCGGCCUCAGAGGUCUUCACGGAGGACUGGACGGCCUUCCAGAACUCUGUCAGAAUAAUCGCCACGUGUGGAGAACUGCUGAGACAGUGCGGAGCCUUCGAGCAGCAACUCUCUAAUAAGAUCCUGGGUCAGGCGGGCCGCUUCCUGUGGGAGGGCUACAGCCCGCGCAGCCUGACUGGUCUGCAGCAGGAGGGCGGGGCCGAGAGGCGGGGCCUCAAGAACCCCUGGCAGGAGUACAACUACCUGCAGCAGCGCAACAUGGCCGACUACAACACCCUGCUGGAGACACUCUACUCCCUCAAGGAGAAAGGCACGGGUAACUCCAGCCUGCUGUCUGAGACCAGAGCGUCCCUCACGCGCCUCAACCAGCAGGCCAAUCAGCUGGCCUUCGACUCCGUCUUCAUGCAGAUCAAACAACAGCUCAGCAUUGCCAACAAACCAGAGGGGAGAGGUACCAGCACUUUGGGUGAAUCUCUAUCUGAGGACCUGCCCACGUUUAGCCUGUCUCCACAGGAAUACAUCACCAAUAUUGGCCAGUACCUCAUGUCUCUGCCACUGCACCUUGAGCCGUUUGUGACCCAAGAGGACCCAGCGCUGGAGCUGGCUCUGCACACCGGGAAACUCCCUUAUCCCCCGGAGCAGGGUGACGAUGUCCCCGAGCUGGAGAACACAGCUGACUACUGGCUAGGCUCCAUCGCCCGGGCAACCAUGCAGACCUAUUGUGAUGUCAUCCUGCAGAUUCCGGAGCUCACUCCCCACGCCACCAAACAGCUGGCCACUGAUAUUGAUUAUCUGAGUAACGUGAUGGACGCGCUCGGCCUGCAGACGUCCAGAAGCCUCCAGAACAUCGUGAGCCUUCUGCGCGCCAAGCCCGAAGAGUUCCGCCAGACGGCCAAGCCCCUCCCCCGCCGCCUCACCGCCACCGUCGCCGCCAUGAGGGGAAUCGAGUGAUAGUGAGAGAGAAGGAGAGAAGGAAAGAGAGAGGGAGAGAGGAGAGGAAGUGAGUAAACAGAGGGAUAGAUACGGAGGUGUUGGUGCCAAGCCUGCCAACAGGGGGGGACAAAGAGGUCAGUUGUCUCUGGCCCAGAGAGAAGGGGGUCCCAGAAUAGACUGUCUCAUGUACAUUGUAUAUAUUUCAGAAGGGUGGGGGGGUGAUUUUCAGAUGAAUUUUGUCCUGGGCUUUGGCCAAGGCUGUCAGUGGCCCUGCUUAGGGCUACUGGCACACACUCAGAGACCAGAGAGAUGUCCUUCUUUCUCUCUCUCUCUCUCUCUCUCUCUCUCUCUCUCUCUCUCUCUGUCUCUCUCUCUCUAUUCCUCUCUCCCUCUCUCCCUCUCUGUCUCUCUCUCUCUAUUCCUAUGUCUCUCUCUCUAUAUAUAUAUAUAUUUCUCUCUCUCUCUCUCUCUCUCUCUCUCUCUCUCUCUCUCUCUCUCUCUCUCUCUCUCUCUAUUUCUCUCUUUUCCUAUCUCUCUCUCUCUCUCUAUUCUCCCUCUCUCUCUCUCUGGCCCUGUCAUUCCAAGGCAUGUCCCUGUGGUCCCACCUGGUGAGCACCACACUACACUACACUACACUACAGGAGCUCUCCAAGAGCUGCCCAGGCUUCUGUCUCUCACACACCUGCGGGGGCUCUCCAGCCAGUGAUAAUCAUGUCUAAUUAGAUGAACCUUCAAGUUACUUUGUCAAAACCUUUUUAUUAUUAUUAUCAUUAUUGUUAUGAAUGCACUCGAGAACUCUGACACAUUCUGUGGGGGAAAAGGGAUUUAAACCUUCUUCUUAUGCUUACUGUAUAUGUUUUAAAAAAAGAAAAAUAAAUUUGUUUCCCCUGUGUAUACUUGA